Saccharomyces eubayanus is the source of this 1560-nucleotide messenger RNA. RefSeq names its product Tda11p (gene TDA11). Lineage: Eukaryota; Fungi; Ascomycota; Saccharomycetes; Saccharomycetales; Saccharomycetaceae. Bases 1 to 1560 code for a protein of 519 amino acids. The transcript has a single exon. The record is from RefSeq and is a predicted model, not a curated record.
AUGAACCUUCCCGUAAGUGAAAACAUCUCUUUGGGCACUAACAUGAAUAAGUUUGACGAGUUUAUUGAGUCCAACGAGAAAGAUUUAGAGACGGAUACCAGUACACGAAGCAGCAUAGCUUCCAUGUCUCCCGUGGUGAAACCUGGACCGAAAAUCCAUCCUGCUGGCCACAAUGGAUAUAAGCCAGAACAUCAUCGUACAUCCAGUGCUGGAAGUAUGCAUUCACAAAGGCUAAUGACGCCUACUAGAUUAAAUGAACAAGAUCAUCCCCUACAAACCAAGCCGGGUGCCAGAAGGGUCGUAACCCGUCAUUCCUCUGUAUCUAUGCCAAAUGCCAUCGGUAAGAGGAGAUCUCUCAUUCAACCUAUGGUUGUACCGACUACGCCAGAAUCUCAAAGUAAUAUAUCUUUUGGAAAUCCAUUGACCUAUUCUGAUGGCUCCCAUGGAAUUCCGGUAGAAUCCACCACUUUACUUUCUAGUGAACAAGCAAUGGGAGGUAGUCUCCGGCAUUCUCGAAAUGGUAGCUCACAAUCUGUUAAUAGUUUGGCAACUCCCAGCAUGCCCACAAUUGGUGUCGAUGUGAGUGCGCUUUUACAAGCUCUCGCUACAAAAGAGUUAGAACUUUUAGAAUGUAAACAAAAGGUUGAAGAUCUGAAGAAGCAAACCCAGUAUGAAGAACAAACCUAUUCCCGUCGUGCGCGUGAACUACAGGAACUGAAACAGCAAGUCUCUAAACAUUUGGACCCGUCCCAAAACACACCAGUGAAAGACCGUAACUUUUCACCAGCACUCCAAAAUAUACCUAUGGAAUCUCGGUUUGAAAAUGGUGGCAACGGAAGCUUUACAAAUUCUGCAAGGCCUCGACAAGACAAAAUAUCUCCGAAUGCGAAACAGUCAGGAUCCGUGUCCCCACAAGGCGUUCAGGACACGCACCCAGGAAGUAGCUCAGCAGAUCUUUCUAAACAGUCUCUCUGGAGUAAACCAUUGGCUUUAUUCAACCAGUUUGAUCAGAUCAUUCAGCAUGAAAUUGAGAGAACCCUUAACUGGGACGAAAAAAGUCCAGGUCCGCCAGAGCCACAGCAACCGCCAUCGACUGGCAACCACGAUUCCACAGUACGACAUCACAUUAGUGAACCUUCAGAGACUGAUCAAGAACCUUCCUCACAAGGCUCUGUCUCCAGAUCGCUAUGGAGCUUUGUCAGCGACGUCAAGGCAGGUUUGUUGGGGAUAGAGGAAGAAAAUGAUAGUGAUGUUACUAACGAUAACAGAAAUGGCCUUGUAAAUAAGAGCGGUAGACAGUAUGCACAAAAGCAGUGUAUACCUAAAGUAUCAGACUGGUCACAACCAGAAGAAAGUGGUGAUGACUCUAGUCUAGGUAUGAAAAAAUUCAAGACGAUAGAUAAGUUCAAGACAGCUGACGAUGACCGUGAACAUCGAGCACAAGCAAGGAAAAGAAAAACGGGCACUAACAAACUACAAUUUGUUGGGGACAAUUACACCAAUGACACGAGGGAAGGUAGUCCCUCUACACAAAAUCCGGUCGAAAUGGCAAAUCUUUGA